Messenger RNA from Pseudovirgaria hyperparasitica, 3800 nucleotides. RefSeq lists its product as uncharacterized. Bases 199 to 3555 code for a protein of 1118 amino acids. The transcript has a single exon. The record is from RefSeq and is a predicted model, not a curated record. Gene Ontology annotation, molecular function: protein binding. NCBI's taxonomy places the organism in Eukaryota, Fungi, Ascomycota, Dothideomycetes, Acrospermales, Acrospermaceae.
AGAGCGCCAGCAUCAUACCUGGUUCUCUCUUCGUCUCACCUCAUUGCUAAUCCACACUCCAUAUCCGUCUUCCUAUCUCGCCAUCUCUACUCGUUUCAUUCGAGCAUCGUCAACGCUGUCAUGCUCCCUCCAACCGUCCUUGACACGUUCAAAUACCUUGAUAUCCUGCGAGCCCUGGCCACGCGUCAAUAAGGAGCCAUGGCAAGGAACAUUACUUCUCCAAGAGAUGCCUCACACAGGACGAGUAAAGAUUUUGUCGCGUCGGGUCAUGUCUCAGCCCAAGUCAGGUCCGGCAGAGGGGAGAAGACACUGAGCAUCGACCCUUCACACGUGAAUUGCCCCCCAAAAUGCGAUGAGAUUCACGAGACUUCGCCUGUACCAACUCAAGGAACCUCUUCAAGUACUACUACCCCGAAUACCCACGCAGCCCCGCUGUCCAUUCAGCAAAUGACCACGGAGGAAUCUGAGCCAGACGAACUGGGCCACUCACAACCGCAUACAACGAUACUUGAUCUACAGUCCGACUCGGCCACAUCCUCCGCUUUACCUGAGAACUUUGGCUUCACAAUAUCAAGAGACGGGAAAUUGGUGGCGGUGUAUGGGUCGAAAAACGUCUGGCUAGUUUAUACAGAACAACUGCCGCGUGCCUUUAUGCGUAUCUUUGAAGUGCGAAGAAAACCUGUUGCUAUCGAUGUCCUGGAUGACGGUUCAUUGCUCGCAGUCCUCACCAAUCCUACCAAACUGGACAUCUAUUCCCUAAGAGAAGGCGAUGACACCAUUGUCAAGAGACGCAAGACUGUAUAUCUUGCUAAUGAUUCUACUUGCUUGGCUUUAGCCCCAAACGGUUUGGUCUUGGCUGUUGGGAGUAGAAAUGGUAUUGAAAUCAUUUCACUGGCUGCAGCAGACUCCGAACCAGACAAACGCAUCAUGACCAGCGACCCAAUGGAUAGCUUAUAUUUCUCAGACGAUAGUAGGACGCUACUCGCCACGACUGUCGUCCGCCAUCGCAAAUCCACCACCAUCUUCACUGUCCACGGCAGCUUUGAUGGCCCCUUUACCGAAGAGGGUGAACCAAUUCUACUAGACGUCGAUAAGGCCUGGACAUCACAAGUACUUUUCCCCGAAAAGGCCAAAAGAGCCAGGCAAGCAACUCUGGUCCCCGACGCUACGACUGCACAAGUCAAUGAGCUAUUUGCUUACGACGCAGAUAAGCACACUUGGGGUAUAUACGACGUUAUAUCGUCAAGCUUCAAAGAGUUCAAGACCUUCUUACCUGAUGCCCCAAAGUCUAUCAAGCCUGGUCUUGUCGAAGCUGCGAUGCCUGCAGUGUCACCAUUGGCUGACCAUGUUGCCAUUGCUGUGAGACAAGAUCGAUGUGCCGAGAUUUGGCUGUACCGAUUACCGGAAAGUCAAGGUGGUGAUUUGGAAUAUCUCAACGACAUCAACCAUUCUGAACAGGAGUCACCACAAGAGCCAUGUUUGAAGGUCCGCUUGCCACGGGACGAGGAAUCUCGAUCGCAAGAGAUAGCAUCGCUACGCUGGCUAAAGAUAUCAGGACCAGGUGGUGCUGAACGUCUCAUUGCCGUGGGAAGCAACGUCAUCGCUUCAAGUCCUGAUGGAUCGAUUCCCGAUAUCUCCCAAAGCUCGAGUGGGGCCAUCGUGAUCAUUGAUUUUGACCGCGAGACCCUUGCAGGGCCCGUGGAAGCUGUACCGAAGCGCAUCGUUUUUGAUUUAGACACACUCAUGCCUGGCGAGAGACUACCAGAUGAGGACAUAGACUUCGACCGAGAAGUAGAAAUCGUCAGGCGGAGGACUGUUGCACAAAAAGCUGCCCAAGAUCGUGCAGCUGCUCGAAGAUUGUCUCGCCAAUUGGGUCGAUCAUCGACCACCGCAAGCCGCGAUAGCGACCGACGUGCGUCAAACAUCCCGACUGGAUCCACGGAUGAGGAUCAAUUGGGUGGUGAUGAAGCUGUUGCAGCCUUUGAACAACCGUACGAUCAUUCACAACCAAGGUCCCAAGCCUCACUCAACCGAGCUGCGACUGUUGCAGCUACAGCUCCAGCAGCUCGUAAUCGCCUCCGAGCGCUUCCAGAUCGACCUCUCGAGUACAGAAGAGCGGACGGUCUGAGAGAGAUUCCACACGAAAGUGACGCGGAUAACUGGGUACCGCCGCCUCCUCCGUACACUCCUCGCGCAGAACCAGAAAGUGUGAGCCUCACAUACCCUCGUACAGGAGGACCACCUACAUCAGCAAUGCCAGCAGUGUUACCCCCACCUUCAGCCAUGCCAGCUUCAUUGCCACAUCCAUCUCAAGGCAGUCGUGUCACUCAAGCAGGCCGUAUACGCUCGAGCAACACUUUCCCUGGCGUGCCCACGCUGUCAAUACCACGUCCCAGGAGCUCGAGACGCUCUCAAAACCACGAUGUAUCACGACAAGGUGCACCUAUCGAUGCCCCUCCAGUUCCACCACUUCCAACAAGCUUCUCAGCUGUCUUGCCGCGAGGUCCCCCUGUAGUAUCCGCAAACAGCCAACCACGCAGAUCAUCGACAUUACCAUCGCCUGCAGAAAAUGUUGCAUUACCUGCGCCUGUAAUCAAUGUCUCUCCUGCGCUGACACAACGAAACCAGACCGAAGCCGACAGACUUGGUGCAGGGAUCGCUGCACCUACCCCAGUCCGAGUCAUUCGACGCGCAGUAGGUGACGAGCCUAUGGAACCGCCUCAAGCGGCAUCCGCGCAAGUCUCCACCUUAGGGGUCGCAGACCUCAUCCGCGUUCAGCAACAGCAAGGAGUACCACCAGUCCUACCAUCAACCACUCCCACCUCGAAUCGCAUGCUCCCUCGCUCCCGGCCACUGAUUCCCGGUACAUCACAGUAUCCCCCUCCUGUAGGUAUGAUGCGCAAUGCGAAUACUCCCGGUCGUCCUUCAACUAUGGCAUCAAGCAUGUCCAUGCCUCAAAACCCCUUUCAACAGCGAAACUACCCGCAGCCACAGCAAAGCCUCUAUGCACAUACACAACCGCAACAUUCUCUCACACAUGCCAAUGCUCAAUCCCAACCAUACCCAUCGCGACCCCCUAUACCCACGCAACAAUCCGCCUAUCUCGAGACGUCCGCCUCCAUUCCUCGCCAUCCCGUCGGCGCUCGACACUCACGCUCAUCCUCACACCGCAGCUCUAUAUCCCAAUUCUACCUAUCCGGCCGCCGAGCCCAAUCCACCGAAGCCCUCGCCGCUCCGCGCUCAGCGUCUGCCAUGGAGCCUCGUCGACAGGAGGAUUUUCCCCAUCCACCAAGUUCGAGGCGCCCUCUUUUGAGUAGAUUAAAUACGAGUGGGAGUUUCGGCCGGAGUCUUGGUGGCGGCAAUCCUGGAAGUGGCAACCUUGACGCGAGACUGGUGCCUGGACGUGUGCAUGAUGGUCCGAUGGUCAGCGCUCCUCCAUUUACAGGAAAUAUGGAUCCAUGGCAGGAUUUAGCUGCCCAGCGGAGCUUGGAUGGGCAAGGUGCGAGUGAGAGAAAGCCGACGAAAGUAGAGAGAGUGAAGUGUGUCAUGAUGUGAGGAAGAGUUGGCUGCAUGAAUGUGGAUCAAGGAGAAAAGAUGGAUAUGAAUCGAGAUACCCAGUAUUUUUUAUUUUAUUUUAUUGUACACCGGGAUGGUACGAUGAGGAUAUAUAUUCCCGGUAUGGCGUUCUGGAUCAUGGCACUGGCUGUCACGUGGAAAAUCUACUACACCGGUUGGGCUUGUUCGUGCAAUGUACGAAGCAUAUAUCCAACGAAUUACAAUAGAAUCAGUUGACCCCUACA